Molecule: messenger RNA, 675 nt
Organism: Psilocybe cubensis
Lineage: Eukaryota; Fungi; Basidiomycota; Agaricomycetes; Agaricales; Agrocybaceae
Exons: 5
Coding region: 1-675 (224 amino acids)
Source: RefSeq, a predicted model, not a curated record
AUGCUUCAUAGCUAUUUCACAGUUAAUGGUUCACGCAUAUUCACACCUCCAGUGUACGGACAAACAUUUCUGGCAGAUAAAGAAGCCAUACAAGGUCAGAAUCCCACAUUAAAACCAGAACUAGUAAAACAAUUUGCUCAUUUAUUGCCUUGGCUCAACAUUCCCAAUGAAGUAGAAAAGGCAGUCGCUGAACGCGAUCAGGGCUACUGCAUCAUGUCUGGUGCAUGUGGCCAGGACAAAGUAGCAGUUACGUGGAUCAUUCCUCCUGCUUUCCUCCCCAUAGUGUCAGCGGUGCCUGGCACUGGAUUCAAGCAUUACGCCGACAUUUGUAUUCCGUCAAAUGCCUUGACCAUGCACAGGGAUCUUGUUGAUGAUUUCUGGGAUAAUGCUUUUGGUGUCGACGUUGAACCUACAAUGAAACCUACAUACCCUUCUGAAUCUUUAAAACACAGGACAACUAUCGACUUGUUAUAUUUCGGGACCUCGGACAAGCCGGAAAGCUACUGGAAGGCAUCACUACACCAUUCUAUCGAAGUCAAGGCCGUAGCGGGCCAGACGAUAUAUUUUUUCUGCUUGCUAACACAUUUCAUUGGGGGAGAUAUCAAAGACCAGUACACGAAGGAUGAUAUCAGAGAAUGGCGUGACCGUAUGGAGGACGAGGAUGGGUCAUUCUGA